This is a messenger RNA of Argiope bruennichi, 1273 nucleotides long. RefSeq names its product splicing regulatory glutamine/lysine-rich protein 1-like. The record is from RefSeq and is a predicted model, not a curated record. NCBI's taxonomy places the organism in Eukaryota, Metazoa, Arthropoda, Arachnida, Araneae, Araneidae. Bases 168 to 989 code for a protein of 273 amino acids. The transcript is spliced from 8 exons.
GUCACCCCCACUGCCAAAGGAAAAUAUCUAGAAGGAGAAAGGGGCCUCCGACCACCGGUUCGUCCUGUCGAAUUCGCGCCUCCUUCGAUCUCUAAAAGAGUUGUCUGCUGUUUAACAUCGACUCAACAAGGACUAUCCCGGUCGAGACUCCACUGUCCGAAAGCAGGAUGCAGCACCAAGAAUAUGAAGAUGAAGAAGAGGAGGAAGAAGAAAUCGAUCUGGAAUCUAUCGAAGAUGAACAGACACUUAUAGAGAUGCUCGAUGAAACUGAAGACAUUGAUGAAAGAAAAAAGAUCAGGGAUAGGCUAAGACAAGUGCAAUACGUGUUAAAAGCCCAAAAAGAGGAGCAGCGGAAGAAACGGGAGAACGAGCGAGAGCAACGAAUCCGGGAUAGGCAAAGGGAAGCAGAGCUCAAGAAGCAGCAGACUCUCCAGAUGUACAGCGAGAUGGCGAAACAAGGAGGCCCGGCCAGAAGAAUAUCAGACAACCCUGGUGAAAAGAAGAAGGAUCUGGUGGAGGAUGCCAUUCGGGACCGCCUUAAAGCUUGCGAAGAUAGAAAGAAGAGAAUUUUGGCCGCAUAUGAUCACGCCGCCAAAAGUCAACCAGCAGGAGGCGCGCGGGUCGUUGAAUUUGACUCCUUCAGGAGUGCUGACGUGUCAAAGCUUGAGCCAAAAAAACCAGUACAGAGUAGCUGUACAUUUGGUAUGUCAGGUGGCAUACCAAAAGUAGAAAAAGCACCUGUUGUGUCUGUUCCCAAAACUCGUGUUCCGGAAGACGAUUCACAUCUAGACCCCAUGGAACGUGCAAUCCGAGCCCGCGUUCGCGAGGCAGAAGAGAGGAAAAGACGCACGCUAGCCGCGUAUGAUAUGGCUGCCAGGACUGGAGGAGCUGGACCUAAGACGGUCAUUCUAGAAGAAUUUAGAAAUGUUGAAAUAAACGACAAGCCGAAGCCAAAAUAUGACCCCUGCUUCCGAGGACUGAAGACAUAGAUUAUCUUCCUCAAGAGAAGCUUAAAUAUAUGGUCUGUCAAUCUUUAACCAAAUACUCCUUUCAUCCCUAUGUACACAACAAGCAUCGUACACGUCGAGAGAAAGAAAAAUAAAUUAGAUAUAUGGCAUAACAUUAAUAUUGAAUCAAAAUGAAACACGACUCUGUGUUAUGAUAAUGAAGAUUGAAAAUCAUGUACAAACUAUAUUAGUUAUGUUAGUCGAUGGCAUAUUUUUUAUUAAAUUUGUAGGCCUAUUUUCUUGAAAUAAAACGAAUAAUUUUUCAA